AUGUCUCUCGCAAUGGCUAAGACGGUCGUAAUGGAUUCGGACGUGGAGAUGCAGGACGCCUCCACUCUUCCUUAUCAGCCUGUCUCACUGGCAGGAGAAGUUAUGCCUGAAGCAACUGCCACUGUUUUACGUUUUCCCGCUGCAUGCUGGAAUAGUUAUGAAGCACCCAAUUGCAAAAAGCGCAAGGCCGAGGGAGAGGUACGACGAACGGUCAAAAAGGUCAAGGUUCCCACUGACAACCGGAAUGUAAAUGACGUUAAGACACUGCCCACUUACGGGUUCGAGCUCGCAAACUUCACAGCCGAAGAACUCGAAAAGAUGGAGAUGGGCUUCGAGUUCCCAUACCCGAGCCUCUACAAAAGUAAGCAGUCGUCGCAGCAUGAGCAAGUGCCCAAAGCAACUACAUUCACUGACAAUGUCCGAAGCUACCAGCAAGUCUACCAAUCGGAAUCAGGGUGGAAUAGCAAGAUGUGGAACCCCGUAUGGGGUACUGCGGAGUACAUCACCCUGAACGAGAAGUACGAUGAGUACUUCAUCAAGCACCAUCCUUCGAUAGCGACAUUCCCGGGUGAGCCGCAAGGCGAUCUAGACAAUGCCAUCGAACCAUUGGUCGGACGGGAAAACUGGCUUUUGGAUGGGUUCGUGCAGAAUCCAGAUCUUUUGUGGUCGCGCAUGGAAGCGGCGCUUCGCAUGACUUCCAUGUUUCUGACAACACCGCAGGUCAUGAAUGCUUGGGCACCUCUUGUUCAAGGAAAAGAGGUCGGGCACCGGGGCUCCGAGACAGUUUUUCUUUCCUACGACGAUAAGGAAAGGAAAGAUGACCUCGUAAAUGCGAUCGAUAUUAUCGGAAAGGCAUUUAAGGCCCUGGCUGGCAAGGUCAAGUUCGUCUUUGUCGUGUACAGCAAGUUUGAGGGUACAGGUGAAGAGUUCGGCCCGACACAUGGCGUGCAUUAUGCACCAGGCGACAAGUUUGUGGACGAAGUAUUUGUUCGAGGGGAUCCUCUUGAGUUGGAGCGUCACGAAGAUGCGCAUAAGAUCUUCUUGAAUGGUGCCUACUCCGAGUUCUUCCAGCAGGAUCUCACUCGGGUUUCUGCCAGCCAGUAUGCUCGGACGCUGUUCACGUUCGGGACAACGAUCGUGCACGAACUCUCCCACGUCCUCUACUGGCAUCUCAAUAGAGAGAGGUUGUGCAAGGUUGGGGAUUACUUGGAGCCUCUGCUGUUUGAGGAUGAGUCAGCAGGUGAGAUUGGUUCUUCGAUCGAGCGAAGACUGUUCGGAUACAACUGGACCGCCGCCAUUCAUCCCGAAAAGGGCGUCGACACCGAAAGUGUCCAGUUUCUGGGUGAGUGGGACAAUGGUGUGCCUGUGAAGCUGCCUAAGUCACACUUAGUCUGUUAUAUUGAGCCUCACUGGAUGCACUCGUUCCUUACCAAGGCACGGUGGGAACAGAUGGUCGAGACUCCAUCAACGUUGAGCAGCGGAGCGAAAUGGCCCAACUUCAGGUUCUUUCUGGCCAGGAAGAAUUUGAUGGCAAAGGAUAUGUCCAAAGUCAAGUGGGACAUCGUUGAACCUGCUUGGGAGGUUCCUAUGGUGGGCAACGAGACAGGUCCCAACGGACAGCCUGUCGGCUGCUUGACAGAACUACAAGUCUACGCUGAAUAUGAAGCCGCGGUGGAUAGGGACAAAAAGUCUCUGCAAACAAGGCGAGCAGCGGCUCGUAACAUGCGAAACGCAGCUGACAGACGACAGAAGGGGAGUACCACGUCCUCGCGGAGGGUCACGCGUUGUUCUGCAUCAUCUUCCAGCAAGCGUUCUUCCCGGUCAAAGACCCAAUCUUGCGUGGCGUGA
This is a messenger RNA of Didymosphaeria variabile, 1848 nucleotides long. RefSeq lists its product as uncharacterized. The record is from RefSeq and is a predicted model, not a curated record. The transcript has a single exon. Bases 1 to 1848 code for a protein of 615 amino acids. Lineage: Eukaryota; Fungi; Ascomycota; Dothideomycetes; Pleosporales; Didymosphaeriaceae.